Messenger RNA from Manis javanica (Malayan pangolin), 3500 nucleotides. It is a transcript of the gene RAB3D, whose product is annotated as RAB3D, member RAS oncogene family. The record is from RefSeq and is a predicted model, not a curated record. NCBI's taxonomy places the organism in Eukaryota, Metazoa, Chordata, Mammalia, Pholidota, Manidae. Gene Ontology annotation, molecular function: GTPase activity; GTP binding.
ACCGGCUGGGCGGAGCCGACGCGGGAUCCGGGUGGUUGCGGGCGGCGGCGACGCGGGCGUUGGCGACGUCGGCAGCAACGGCUGCUACGGGGUCGCGGUCGGGGCCAGGCUGCAGAAAGUUCGGAGGCGGAACGCCCGCAGGCAGCAGCGUCCACGCGAGGCGACCCCCUCGGAGGGAGCGCACGCCGCCCCCGCACCUCCUUGUCCCAGCAGGGCUCCAGCCCUCCCCUCCAGGAGGCUCCCCACCAAAUGGCAUCUGCUGGAGACCCCCCGACAGGCCCUCGGGAUGCAGCGGACCAGAACUUCGACUACAUGUUCAAGCUGCUGCUCAUUGGCAAUAGCAGUGUAGGCAAGACGUCCUUCCUGUUCCGCUACGCAGACGACUCCUUCACGCCCGCCUUCGUCAGCACUGUGGGCAUUGACUUCAAGGUCAAGACGGUCUAUCGCCACGACAAGAGGAUCAAGCUGCAGAUCUGGGACACGGCGGGCCAGGAGCGCUACCGUACAAUCACCACGGCCUACUACCGCGGAGCUAUGGGCUUCCUGCUCAUGUAUGACGUCGCCAACCAAGAGUCCUUCACUGCUGUGCAGGACUGGGCCACACAGAUCAAGACCUACUCUUGGGACAAUGCUCAGGUCAUCCUCGUGGGGAACAAGUGCGACCUGGAGGAUGAGCGUGUCGUGCCAGCAGAGGAUGGCCGGAGGCUCGCUGAUGAUCUUGGUUUCGAGUUUUUUGAGGCCAGCGCGAAGGAGAACAUCAAUGUGAAACAGGUCUUUGAGCGCCUGGUGGACAUCAUCUGCGAGAAGAUGAAUGAGUCCCUGGAACCCAGCUCCAGCCCCGGCAGCAAUGGGAAAGGCCCCGCUCUGGGGGACACCCCACCCCCUCAGCCUGGCGGCUGCAGCUGCUAAACACAGUCCCUGUCUCCAGCCCACCCCCUCCUGCCUCAGCAAGAACUGUGACCGAGGCGGGAGCCACAAGGGCUGCUCCCAAGCUCAGGGCGCCCCCUCCCCUCUGCCAGCUGCCCCUGACUCCCGCAGGGUUCAUUCUCUUGCUGUGGCCACCAGCCCACCCAAGCAGCCGCUUUCAUGGGCUCCAGCCCCUGGGGGCUCUGCAUUGCAGGCAGGGCCUGGGGAUGUUGACAUGCAGGAGUGUGCUGCUUUCCAGGCAUUUGAACUGGAGGAGGGAGAAGCAUGCCCCACCCCACCUGGUGGAGGGGCCCCCGCAGUGCCUUCUGGGUCAGAACCAUUGUCCCGGUCCAUUCCGAGUUGGGCCCUGCCUGGUGUUCACUGGCUGGCCAGAGAUGGUUCGUCUAUCUCCGCAUGCAGUGUGGGUCCUCAGAGUUCAUCUGUGGAGAUGUGGAAGGUGGCUUCCUUCCCGGCGUCCCCUGGUCUGCCCCCAAGCCUGCCUGUGAAUGUCCUCAGCCCUCAAGGCCCCAAGGCAGUUGGUUUGGCCCAUGCAGACCCCUUCCUGCUGGCCUGCAGGUCUUCUGCCUGUGAACACAGUAUUAAAGCAGCUCCCGUUGUAAAGAGACAGGGAGUCAGAGCCCCCUGGCUUCAGAGACCCCAGAAGUGCCUUCUGAGCUUCCCCAGAAUCCCACAUCACCCACGGCGCUGCUACGUCGUGGCUGACCCACCGCGUCUCUGAUUCGGGAUUGAAUUCUGCAGCAGUGGGCCACAUCAAGCCAGGCAGAGACACGCCAAGCCCCUGGGGUGUGCCUGCUUUGGGCUUUUUUGAUAGGAGUUAACCUUAGCCAGGCCCUGUUUGGCUGGUGAUGUGUUAAGCAAGAUCUGUCCACAUCUUACAUCCUGCUAGAAAAGGAAAUUGAGCAACGUUCCCAUAGCCGGCACUCGCUGACGACUUUCUAACGUAAGAACACAGGCUCUGAGGACCCUUGAAGACCCAGGGUCUGUUUCCCAAGCCAUGUCAUCGGUGAUGUGACAUUGUCUGUUAAUGAGGGAGUCACUCAAGGAAUUCUUUGGGUUGGGCCAGGAGAGCCUAGAAGGCAGGGUUGUGUAUGGAUACAGGUUGGGAGGGGCAGACUGGAGGGGGCUGGGCUGCGGAUCCGUCUCUGCGGUUGAGGCACUGUUGGGGAGCCCAUGAGGCUGGGGUCCCCAAUGCCAGGGCUUCUGUUGGGAGAUAAAUGCAGUUUGAGGACCUACAUCUUAACCACCUACUUGGCUCAGCAGCCUUUCCUGCGAACUGAAGUCUAAACCCCAGCAGCAUGGCGCCUCUUUCUGCCCCAGAACACAAACUGACACCCCGUAACUCGACAGACACUAUGGGGGUGGCCUCAAAGGAUGGUUUGUGUUCCCAGUUCUGUUCUAGCCCCUGCCAUGAAAACAAGUUAAGUAGCCUUAAAGAUCUCAGCCAGCUAGUGGGAGUGGGGAAGGUCAGAUUCAAGUUUAAUGUUGCUCUUACCUGUACAGAUUGAAUUUAUUUCUAGAGGACCCCAUUUACCUCCUACCAGGGGCUGCCCUUAGAGCUUCAGCGUGAGAAUAUCUUUGUAUGCCAACAGAUAAGAUGACAGUGGUGAAAUGGACCAGUUUCUGGAGACACCCUGCAUGAGAGUAUCUGAACGUUUGGGGCAGGAGUCAAAAAUGUGCAUUGCCUUAACAUAAAAGAAAUUAAAACACCUGUAAAGAGGCUUCUUAAGUGCACCAUGUGCUGUCAAUUCUGUUGACCUGUCCAUUUUCCUUAAGCUCCUGCCAGAAAAAAUGGUGGAUCAGAUACCCUUAUCUGAUGGAUAAGCUGAUGCCUCAUCACCAAACAGUAAAAAACAGCUUUGGAUGUAUCCUGUACCUGACCUGGUCUGAGCUUUCUGUGUGCACAGAUUUCAACAGUUCAGCUUUAAGUAGCAAUCAAGACAGCUACCUCUGGGUUUUCUCAAGAAUGGGAAUAACACAGGAGAAUAUUUUGGUACUUUCUAAAAAUAAUAUGAGAUUUUAUUUUAUGUUUUGCUGGGAGAUUUAUCUCGUGGUGGCCUCUGAGGAACUGAAACUAGCAUCCUCGAAAUCGGAGGGAUGGAGGUUUGUUGAGUUUACAAACAAAAAUUGAACCAAAGGCCAUGGGAAAACCGCUUCCAAACUCCAGGGAGAUUCCUCUGUGCUGCUUUUCUUUUCCUACCAUUUGUUUUUAGCAACCUGACCUUCCACAGUUUCAGUGGGAAAUCGCCAUGACCAUGGCUUGGGGUUUGGGUCUGAUUUUUUUACAUUUCUUCUUUCUUUGGCUUCUCUGGGGAUCAUAUUCUUAUGUCUCUGCUUCCUACUCCACUUAAAAAAAAAUGAGUAAGGGUCUUCAAAAUUUGGUGUCAGUGUUGGAGCGCCAAUUCUGCUUCUGGCUUCUCAACGAUCCCCAAACACACUACGGAAUGAAUUCUCCACCUAGUCAUUUAGCUCCCGGAUGUAGUUCUCCCGUGUAGGCAAUUCUUUGAUGUCUACUUGGAAAGACAUGCACUUUUCUCCACAAGAAUAAAUAAAUAAAUAAAGCUGUUAUGCCCAGA